This is a messenger RNA of Fusarium oxysporum Fo47, 3007 nucleotides long. RefSeq names its product putative serine esterase-domain-containing protein. NCBI's taxonomy places the organism in Eukaryota, Fungi, Ascomycota, Sordariomycetes, Hypocreales, Nectriaceae. Bases 337 to 2565 code for a protein of 742 amino acids. The transcript is spliced from 6 exons. The record is from RefSeq and is a predicted model, not a curated record. Gene Ontology annotation, molecular function: monoacylglycerol lipase activity.
CGUCUUCAACUCAGCCCCACGGCAUUAAUACUCGCUAAACACCGUUGUCAGCAACCAGAUUGUAUUCCUAAAACGGCAUAUGCUGUCGCGUGUUUGGUCGACGUCGAUAGUUGUCAUCGAUAUUCUGGUGGGGACUUUAACGGCUUAACUCCGUGCUGCCUCCGUAUUUCUGCAGUUGAGCGGACUUCAGACAACCCGACUUUACGCAAUCCGAAACUCCGUUGGGGGGUGCAUCUCCUGAGAAACCUCAACUAAUUUAUUCUUAAAAGACUGGCAACUUUUCUGCCUCAGUCUUUUUUUUUUUGGCCAUUUCAAUUUCAUCGCACAUCUAUCAUCAUGUCUAAACCUGUUGUUCUUGCAGACGUUACUGGCGGAAGCGCAAAGGCUACUCACCUUUGUGUUUUAGUUCACGGCCUUUGGGGAAACCCAAGUCAUUUGCGCAAUGUCGCUAAGGCGUUGCGCGACGAAUAUUCCGAAGACGAAUUAUAUAUCCUGCCUGCUGAGAAGAACUGCGGCAACUUCACAUACGAUGGCAUUGAACUUGGUGGCGAGCGCGUGUGCGCAGAGAUCGAGGACAAGUUACGCAACAUUGAAGAGCAAGGAGGCAAGAUCACCAAGUUGAGUAUUGCAGGAUAUUCGCUCGGUGGUCUAGUUUCGCGGUAUGCGGUUGGUUUGCUUUAUGCGAAGGGAAUUCUUGAUGAUCUCGAAUGCAUGAACUUUACCACAUUUGCAUCCCCCCAUCUCGGAGUAAGAACGCCACUUAAAGGAUGGCUCAACAACAUCUGGAACGUCCUCGGCGCCCGAACGCUAUCAAUGUCCGGUCGCCAACUUUUUACCAUCGAUAAAUUCCGCGACACCAAUCGACCUCUUCUCGCAGUGCUCGCCGAUCCAGAUUCUAUCUUCAUGUCUGGUCUCAAGAAGUUUAAGCGCCGCACACUAUACACAAACAUUGUCAACGAUCGAAGUGUUGUACACUACACAUCCGCCAUUACCAAACAUGAUCCUUAUACAGACCUUGAAAAGGUCAACAUCAACUACCUCAAGGGAUACGAGGGUGUGAUUCUUGACCCUGACCAUCCUAUUGCGCUUCGACCGAAAUUCCAACAAGACACGCUAUUGACAGACUACGAAGCUCUCAAGAAGUGGGUCAAGAGCAUCCCGUUUAUGGUGACGGUCGGUGUUAUAAUUCCGAUCGGAGUUGUUGUCUUCCUCGCCAACUCUGCCGUCCAAACAGUUCGAAGUGCCAAUCGAAUCAAGGCGCACGAGUCAGGAGAGGCUGGGUUGAAGAUCGAGCAGUACCGCAUGCCCCUGCGGAUUAAGGAGAUUCGAGAAGAAGUCGAACAAGCUUACGAGGUUCUCAACAGCUCACAGAACCAGCAAUACUUGGCAUCGUCAGACUCAGAAGAUGAUCUGGCGUAUGAUGCUGAGGAUCGCAAGCUGCUGAAGAAAGAGCGCAGGAUGUCGACUCCUGGACAGCCUACGCUUGCGCUGACUCCUGAUCAGUUCGAGAUGAUUGAGAACUUGGAUGCAGCUGGUUGGCGCAAGUUUCCUGUUCACAUUCAGAAGCAUCGACAUAGUCACGCGGCUAUUGUUGUGCGCAUGGAUAAGGAGAGUUUCGCUGAUGGUUGGGUUGUUUUGAAGCACUUUGCUGGAAACCAAGUUAUAUUAAUUCGUCAUACUCCCACAUCGUGGCAUCCAUCACGUGUUAAUCGCCACAUUCUCUCCCCAGAUCAACCGACCCCUCAUCACGGCCCAAUCGGAAACUUGUCAAGCCAAUUGCCACUCGAUCAAUUGGACCUCUUGUUCUACUUCGCUUCUCUUCGAUCCUUUUUUCUUGACGAGCAGGAUUUGCUCGAAUCCGCGACAAUGGUUCUCACUCAUACGACAAACCACAACUAUAACCACCCAUUCCCGACUGUCACUCUCGCCUACUUCCUCCGAUACUCCUCGCCUCAGCUAAACCCCUUCGCCGCCCAUGUUCUCAGCACCGACACCAUUGAGAGCUAUGUCGACCCAAAAACCCGUCGACUUCACACAACUCGCAUCCAUUUGAAGAAAAGUCGAAUGCCUGGUGCUGUAUACAAGCUACUUCCUGCCAGUGUCACUGGUGGUGGCUCUGGAGACAAGGCUUCAUACAUCCUGGAGACGAGUGUUGUUGAUAUCAAGGAGGGUUGGAUGAAGACGGAGAGUCGAAACCUCAAUUUCACGGGUGUACUUUCUGUCAUUGAGAAGCAGGAGUUCAACGUGCCUACCGAAGGUGUUAACCAGAAUCCUAACGAGACUGCUGUGACGACUAUGGUUCAGUUCAGGUCAAGACUGGGGGAUAAAAUUAGGGGCAAGCUGGGACAAGCCCAAGAGGACGGUUGGUUCAAGAAUGGCAUCAUUGGUGGCUGGGGCACGAAGGGCAUUCAACGCAGCAUCGAAAGCAUCGCCUCUACCAAAACGCAGGAUCAAAUGGGUAAAAGCCGCGAUGGCAUGAAACUCGUCCUCGAACGAUUGCGCAACAAUGGCGUAAUGGGAGUCCUCGAGACGAUACGGCGAGAACGUCAACGACAGCUCGCUUGAACGCAUAACGAUACGACCAACUGUAACAAUGAACGACAACGGCCUUUGAGCAGCACAACUUCGGGAGGGAAAGGUUCCUGAUGGGCUGUGUGCGCUCUGUGUAUUAUUAUUGCUUUUCACUUGAGCCUGGCGUAUGUGUCUUUUUUCUUUUGGAGAAGGGAAUCUAUGGAAAAUCUGGAGAUGCGAUGCUGGAAUCGGCCAGCGGAGCGGAUGAGGGGACCGAAUAACGUGUGAUGACACGGCGCCUCAACUAUAUGUGGCAUCCCCUCUCUUGUAUUGUGUAUGAAGAAUGAAUGGAAACAAAGUUUCAAAGAAGUUUAUUGGUCUAGUGAUUGGCCGCGUGGAUGUGAGGUUUGAGCUUGCCCGACAGCUUAUCUGAGGUAACAAGCUUGGGUCGUGUACGUUCCAAGCUCUUAGACAGCCUAUGGACUUACUUAUAUAA